AUGCUGUCGUGUGUCUCAUUAAAUUCUAAAGACAGUUUAGAAGAGUUUCUAUAAUUGUAUCAGUGUAAAGAUUCAAAGAAAAAAACUAUUUUGAAAAGAGAACGAGAAAUUGUUCAAUACUUAAAAGGUCUAGGUCUUUAAAUGAAAACUGACCCAUUAUCCAAACUAUAACGUAUUGCUAAGUAAAUCAUCCAUACAAAAUAGUUUUGCAAUUUAAAAUGAUAUAUCACCUGAUUCAAAUGAUGAAAUUGUCCUAGAGAGAAAAUAAUUGAAUGAUGAUGACAAUGAAUUUAACAUUUCUAAUAAUCCUUUACUUAAAAGAGGUAGUCGAAAAAUUAUACGUACCUUCUCUUUUGAAGAUAAGGAUUAAAUACUAAAUGAAGAUAUUGAAUCACAUCAUUUUGACUGA
This is a messenger RNA of Paramecium pentaurelia, 409 nucleotides long. The record is from the annotation of a GenBank genome assembly. Lineage: Eukaryota; Ciliophora; Oligohymenophorea; Peniculida; Parameciidae.